Messenger RNA from Lactuca virosa, 537 nucleotides. The record is from the annotation of a GenBank genome assembly. Lineage: Eukaryota; Viridiplantae; Streptophyta; Magnoliopsida; Asterales; Asteraceae.
AUGUCCGAUUGCAAAACACAAAGGGAAGUUUCAUCGUAUUAUAACUAUAAGGACUUGAUUAAUUACAGGAAGAAAGGGUUGGAUAUGUUAUCUGAGUUGGAUAAACCUGUGGUAGAUGAUACGAUUGGGAUUGAUGAAAAGGAUUUAGAUGAUGAAGAUAUUGAAGCAAGUGGUUACAAAAUUAUUGGUCAAGAAGCAGAAACCGAGACUCCUGACCUAAAAAAGGUUGUUGCUAAAUUAUCAAAAGUGUAUCCAAAGGAUACAGAAGCUCCUGCUGGUGGUGUUGAUGACAUGAAAAAACCUUAUUAUUUACAUGAGCCAGGAGUCUUGCAGAACAUAAGAAGCAAAUAUGAACUCAAUGAAAUUGAUACUUACACUGACAAUAUUCUAAUUGCAAUCAAUCUGUUCCAAAAGUUACCUCAUUCGUAUGAUAGUCAUAUGAUGGAUGAAUACAAAGGAGCACCUUUUGUAGAACUGAGUCCCCAUGUUUUUGUAGUUGCUGAUGUCUCUUACCGUUCAUUCUUGUUUUAUGAAUAA